AUGCCCGGCAAUGUUAUGUUCAAGAUGCUCCGCCACUUCACGACAAAUCAAAGGGCAUGCUUUGAUGUGGAAAGUGCUGACCAUUACUUGUUUUCUGGAACGUCAAAUGGUGAUUUGGUCGUGUUUGAUCUCAAAGACGAAGCAACUGUGAAAAUCCCGGUACUCACCAGAAGGGUGGCAGAGUGCGCGGUACCGUGUGUCAGUCUUCGUGAGAACAAGCCACCACUGGUAGCACUGUGCACCGGUGAGCGGGUGUUUCCGAGACCACUACUUUCACGAUCGCCGUCAGAAUCGGAUUCUGACGAUGAAGAAACGUAUCGUACUAAACGUCACGUUAGGGAACUGGACAAUUCGCUACAGCUGUGGUCAUUUGAACCUUGCCCAUAG
Molecule: messenger RNA, 387 nt
Organism: Cooperia oncophora
Lineage: Eukaryota; Metazoa; Nematoda; Chromadorea; Rhabditida; Trichostrongylidae
Source: the annotation of a GenBank genome assembly